GAGGAGCAGAGGAGAAACUUUGGUGCUGAAUUAAUUAGUUUUCUGAGAGGCAAACAAAGGGAUGGAAAGCUGUCUGGCACUUAUUUUUUUGUCUUCAGUGGUUACACUUAUCACUGCUAACAGUGUGAGUGUGAGGCUGGUGAAUGGUGACAGUCGCUGUGCUGGUCGAGUGGAGGUUCUUCAUGAGGGUCAGUGGGGAACAGUGUGUGAUUGUUACUGGGGUUUGACUGAUGCUGCAGUGGUGUGUAGAGAGCUGAGCUGUGGAGAGGCUUUAGAAGCACCAGUAUGGUCUUACUUUGGACCUGGAUCAGGAAAAAUCUGGAUGGAUGGAGUGCGGUGUAAAGGAUCAGAGUCUACACUGAAGGACUGUGGAUCAAAAGGAUGGGGUAAACAUAAUAGCUUCUGUGCUGGUCAUAGUUGUGAUGCUGGAGUCAGAUGUUCAGAAACCAUAAAGUAUGGACGAUUUACAAGACUUGCUGAGGGACCUCACCUGUGCUCUGGGAGGUUAGAGGUGCUUUAUGGGAACACAUGGUACACAGUGUGUGCCACUGCCUUUGACCAGCAGGAUGCAGAGGUUGUGUGUAGAGAGCUGGACUGUGGGGCUCCUGUACAGGUGCUGGGAGCAGCUGCUUUUGGUAAAGGAGACACUCAGAUGUGGACACAAGAGAUUCAGUGUAGAGGAGACGAAUCACACAUUCGACGCUGUCCAUCAUCAAACUCACAUAAAAUAAACUGCACCCAUGAAAAUGAUGUCAGACUGAUAUGUUCUGGUUACACUGAUCUCAGACUGACAAACAGUUCAGACUCUUGUUCUGGUCGAGUUGAACAUCAGUACUUCAGUAAAUGGGGCACAGUGUGUGAUGCAUGCUGGGAUAUGAGAGCUGCCAGUGUCCUCUGUAGACAGCUGAAUUGUGGGAUUGCUGUGUCUGUUGUGGGAUCAGACUGGUUUGGAGAAGGAAAUGGUGAAGUCUGGGCCGAUGUGUUUGAUUGUGACGGGAAUGAAACAAAACUCUCAGAAUGUUCCAUCUCUUCAUGGAGUCGAGCUGAAUGUUCUCAUAGACGAGAUGUUGGAGUCAUCUGCUCUAAUUCCUCUCUGGCUCUUCAUGAUGGUCUGGUGCGGUUGUCUGGAGAGAGACAGUGUGACGGGGAGGUGGAAGUUUUCUUCCAUCAGGUCUGGAGGAGAGUUCUGCUGGACUCCUGGAGUCUCACUGAAUCCUCUGUGGUCUGCAGACAGCUGGGCUGUGGCUCUGUGCUGAACUUCUCCGGCUCCUCUUCAUCCAGUCCUGAACACAGUCAUGAGUGUGUGACGGGCUUCCAGUGCUCUGGGAGUGAAGCUCAUCUGGGGAACUGCAGCUCUCCACAAACUCUCAACUGCAGCUCCACACAACAGCUGUCAAUCACCUGCAUCGGUCGGGGGUCCAUCAGGCUGGUGGGUUCUGGGGGAGACUGUGCAGGGAGGCUGGAGGUUUUUCACAAUGGCUCAUGGGGGACAGUGUGUGAUGACUCCUGGGAUAUUAAAGAUGCUCAUGUGGUGUGCAGACAGCUGCAGUGUGGAGUGGCCCUCAGUAACCAGCAGGUACCAGCCUGGUUUGGUCCUGGUUCUGGACCCAUAUGGCUGGAUGAGGUGAAGUGUGAGGGGAAUGAGACGUCCCUGUGGAGCUGCUCUUCUCCAGGCUGGGGAAAACAUGACUGUCAACACUUGGAGGAUGUAGGAGUUGUGUGCUCAGAGUUUAAAGAGAUCAGGUUAACUGAGGGCUGUGAAGGGAAUGUGGAGGUUUUCUACAAUGGAUCCUGGGGUAAUGUGUGCUGGAACCAGAUGGAUGGAGACACAGCGAGUCUGAUCUGUCAGGAGCUGAACUGUGGAAGAUCUGGUGUUUUGUCUGCUUCUACAGCAAGAGUGAAAUCAGCUCCUAACUGGCUGGAUAAAGUUACAUGUCGACCACAUGAUUCCACUUUAUGGCAGUGUCCAUCUUCACCCUGGGGACAGAAUGACUGUGGUGAAGAUGAAGUGGCUAAGAUCACCUGCUCAGAGGAGGAAACUCGUGAGUCGUCUCAGAGUCGUCUGACAUGUUUUACCUCACCAUCUCCUUACCAGAGACAGUGUGCAAAUCAUGUUCCUCUCAGACUGCGUGGAGAGGAGGGCCGGUGCUCUGGGAGGCUGGAGGUGUAUCAUAAUGCUGUGUGGGGCUCAGUCUGUGAUGAUCAGUGGGAUAUCAGCGAUGCUCAGGUGGUCUGCAGGCAGCUGGGUUGUGGAGCAGCACUGAGGGCUGAUGGGAAUUCAACCUUUGGUGCUGGUGAAGGUGUUGUGUGGAUGAACAAAGUCGAGUGCAGAGGGAAUGAGAUUCACCUGUGGGACUGUCCUCACUCCCUGAAUAACCACACUGACUGCUUGUGCAAAGAAACUUAUUUAUCAGAUGUGUCAGUGUCCACUACUCCUGCCACAAACAUCAUCAGCUUCUCCUCCAGUUUCUCCUCCACUCUCUCUAAGAGGAGACACAGGAUGAUGUCUGAGGCCGUUUAUGAGGAGAUUCAGCAUAGACACAAUCACUUCACUCAGAGGGGGAGUCUCAUCUCUGAAGAACUGCAUUCUGGGUAUGAAGAUGCUGAUGAGCUUCUCUCAGCAAAAGAGUUCAAUACUGCAUAUUAUGAUGAUGUCACUAAUGGCAGUGGCCUAAAAGAAGAGAUGGUGAAGGAAAUCACACCAGGAUACUAUGAUGAUGUCAUCACUGAUGGACUGAAACCAAAUCGUGAGACAGAAGACACACCUGAGAGUUAUGAUGAUGUCAUGACGAGCGGACACAACUCUGAUAUCAAAAAAGUGGACGCACCAGAGAAUUAUGAUGAUGUCAUCAUUAAUAGACCGAGCUCUCGUGGGGUAACAGAGGGAGUUCAGGAGGAGUAUGAUGAUGUGAUGAGUGUCAGUGAAGAUGUGAGAAACCUGUUGGAUUAUGAUGAUGUGGAGGAGGAGUCAAACAAAGAAGAUUUGUCCCAAUGAUCACCCACUGCCUCAGUUCAACAAAUUUGAAACAAAGUUUGAGUGAUAUUGUUAUUGAUAUGUCAAAUCUUGGGGUUUUACGUUUCACCAAGUGUUCCUUUUUUGUAUUAAAACUUCUAUGCCUUUUUGAGAUUUGUUUUGUAUUUUGGCCUUGCUAAUAGCAAUAAAAAACUUUUCAGAC
Cyprinus carpio (common carp) is the source of this 3176-nucleotide messenger RNA. Its product is annotated as scavenger receptor cysteine-rich type 1 protein M130-like. Lineage: Eukaryota; Metazoa; Chordata; Actinopteri; Cypriniformes; Cyprinidae. Gene Ontology annotation, cellular component: membrane. The transcript has 18 exons. The coding region runs from base 62 to 2995 and encodes 977 amino acids. The record is from RefSeq and is a predicted model, not a curated record.